AUGCCGCCCAUUCCACCGCAGAGACUCCGGGUUCUGAUGCUGCAAGAACACCUUCAAGUGGCAGUGCAUGAGUACGACGUGGUAUUACUUGCCUUGAUACGGGAGAGAGAGAGGCAACAGAGACGCCGACGCAGAAGAUGGUGGGUUCGCCCAUGGAUCGAGAGGAGGAGGCUUUUCGGGCAGUACGAAACGUUGUUCCAAGAGCUAGAGCGUGAAUCGCGGGGGGACUAUGUCGGAUACAUCCGAAUGGACCCCAAUCUCUUCGCCGAGCUCCUGCUCCGAGUGACCCCUCGAAUCACCAAGUGCCCAAGGAGUCGCCGCCCUCUUGAGCCUGGCCUGAAGCUGGCCAUCACCCUUCGCUUCUUGGCGACGGGGAACAGCUACAGGUCCCUUGCCUACGACUUCCGGGUGGCACACAACAGCAUAUCCACGUUCGUGCCGGAGGUCUGCACCGCCAUCUACAAGGAAUAUAAGGAGGAGAUGUUCAACAUGUCCUCCACACAGGACGAGUGGAAAGCCGUCGCUCGCCAGUUUGGAACGCGAUUGAAAUUUCACCACUGUUGUGGGGCGAUCGACGGGAAACAUAUCGCCAUCAAGAAGCCAAAUAAAAGUGGAUCGCUCUAUUACAAUUAUAAGCGCUUCUGUUCUGUGGUGCUCCUGGCCAUCGUGGAUGCUAACUAUUCCUUCUUGUGGUGCAAGGUGGGGGCCAACGGCUCUUCCUCAGACGCAGGCGUGUUCAACGAGUCCACCCUCCGGGGGGCACUGGAGGACAACACUAUUGGAUUCCCAGCACCGGAUCCACUUCCAGGCGACGACCGGGACUUUCCCUACUUCAUUGUAGGCGAUGAUGCUUUUCCCCUACGAAAGUGGCUCUUGAAGCCAUACAGUCGCCGUGCCAUGACCCACAAAGAGAGAGUGAUGAACUAUCGGACCUCUCGGGCACGUCGGGUUGUGGAGAACAGCUUCGGGAUAUUGGCUCACCGGUGGCGGUGCCUACUCACCACCCUGCAGUUGGAGCCUGGCAGGGUGAUUUGCGUUGUGUUGGGCUGCCUCACCCUUCACUAUUGGCUGCGAAUGCGCCGGCCCGGACUACAGGACCUUAAUUUGGACCGCGAGGAUGAGGAUGGCAACGUGGUCCCCGGGGCCUGGAGGGAGGAUGUGCAGAUGACCGAACCCAACCAGAUGGUCGGCCAACGGGCCUCAAGAGAAGGGAAAACCCUGAGAAACUAUCUAGCGGACUAUUACAGUUCCCCACUUGGCCGCCUACCAUGGCAAGAUCGGGUUGUUUGA
Strongylocentrotus purpuratus (purple sea urchin) is the source of this 1290-nucleotide messenger RNA. Its product is annotated as putative nuclease HARBI1. NCBI's taxonomy places the organism in Eukaryota, Metazoa, Echinodermata, Echinoidea, Camarodonta, Strongylocentrotidae. The record is from RefSeq and is a predicted model, not a curated record. Bases 1 to 1290 code for a protein of 429 amino acids. The transcript has 2 exons.